Messenger RNA from Cladophialophora bantiana CBS 173.52, 369 nucleotides. RefSeq lists its product as uncharacterized. The record is from RefSeq and is a predicted model, not a curated record. The transcript has a single exon. Gene Ontology annotation, molecular function: 4-hydroxy-tetrahydrodipicolinate synthase activity. The coding region runs from base 1 to 369 and encodes 122 amino acids. Lineage: Eukaryota; Fungi; Ascomycota; Eurotiomycetes; Chaetothyriales; Herpotrichiellaceae.
AUGCCGGUGCCAACUUUGCAAUGGUUCUACCUUGCGCAUAUUUUUGGAAACAGACAACUCCGGCCGUCGUUCGAAGGAUUUACCAAGAGGUGGGCUUCAGUUUCUUCGCUGUCAAUCAUCAUCUACAACUUUCCGGCAGUCUGUAACGGCCUGGACCUCGACGCCAACAUCAUUACGGAUAUCGUAAAGGAAACCCCCAAUGCAGCCGGCGUGAAGUUGACCUGUGGCUCGGUUGCAAAGAUCACCUGUCUCGCUUCCAGAUUCCCAGCCUCCCGUUUCGCAGGGUUAGGUGGUCAGUCAGAUUUCCUAGUCGGUGGCCUUGCUUCGGGAAGUACACUGCCUUUGGAAAUGCCUUCCCAAAAGCUGUGA